AUGAAAGAGUGGGUUGGAGAUUCGACGGGUCUUGAUAAUAAGGCCUUGGUUGACUUUGGGACAUUUGUGUCGCACGUCUAUACAAGUGUAAGGUUUCCUCGAAAUGGCGUUUUCUUGAGCCAAACCCCCGAGUACAGCAAAGAUACCCUGGGCCAAAUCAAUACUUUCUUGAAAAAGAGAGAUAUUUACAACACGAAGUUUUUGCUGCGAGAUUGGGACACUUUGCAGAUUUCGCAUAAGGUCGUCCUCGAGCGGCUCAGUGAUAUCGUCAAAUCGACCCGAGGUAGCACCGUGCCGGGCUUCCCAGACGCGUGGAACACCCAUCUCCCCGAGUUCAAGCGCGCGUUAGCAGGCACCCAAGGAGCGCGACUAAGUGAGAUGUUCUCAGUCGGACUGAAGCCAUUGUUUGAAGGCAACUAUCCCGGAAAGUCUUUGCAGUCUUCAUCGUUUACUGUAAUGGACACAGAUGUUUCAUAUGAUCGCGAAAACUGGGGAUUGACAGUGGCGGCCAACGGCGGCUCAGUCACUACAGCCCAGGAGUACAAAACCUGGUAUGUUGGUCUUCGGAACAGCAAGUUGGUCGGUGCUCGAUCUUAUAUAAACCAUCAAAAGAUCACCACCACGAUCGGUCGGAGCUUGACUGAGUUGGAUAGCUUGGAUAGCUGUGAUUAG
This is a messenger RNA of Penicillium antarcticum, 672 nucleotides long. RefSeq lists its product as uncharacterized. The record is from RefSeq and is a predicted model, not a curated record. The coding region runs from base 1 to 672 and encodes 223 amino acids. The transcript has 2 exons. NCBI's taxonomy places the organism in Eukaryota, Fungi, Ascomycota, Eurotiomycetes, Eurotiales, Aspergillaceae.